This is a messenger RNA of Archocentrus centrarchus (flier cichlid), 3757 nucleotides long. RefSeq names its product reticulophagy regulator family member 2 (gene retreg2). The transcript is spliced from 9 exons. The record is from RefSeq and is a predicted model, not a curated record. Gene Ontology annotation, cellular component: membrane. Bases 62 to 1804 code for a protein of 580 amino acids. Lineage: Eukaryota; Metazoa; Chordata; Actinopteri; Cichliformes; Cichlidae.
CACGCUGAUCUUUCCAUAUACCCCCGUGAUCUCCAAAACAACAUAACAAAGUGGGGGAAACAUGGCGAGCGGAGAGGAGGCCACAAGACGCCCCUCGGUUACCUCCUCUUCGGUCGGCCUGGAGGCCCUGUUCCCUGCCGGGACGUCGGAGCAGGCGUGCGGGGACGGAAACCCGGAGCUCGUUCGCCUGCGGGAGCGUCUCCAGACUUGGCUAUCGCAGUAUGAACUCCUGCUGCUGUGGGUGCAGAGGCUGCUGGUCUGGGAGAGGCCGCUGUACAGCAUCUUUGUCGCCCUGACACUCAACACAUUAUUCUGGCUCCUGUCCUCCACCUCACUGCGGCCUCUGUUUCUGAUAAGCGUGUCCCUGCUGGGGCUCAUGCUGCUGGAGAGAUGGAAGCCCAGGUUGCCCAUUAUUACUGUUCAACAUGUAGAGGCUCAUCCUCCAUUAAGUGAGACAAUGAGCGUGGAGCAGCGUCUGCUCAGCAUCCCUGAGCUCAGCCACCACCUGGCUGAGAGCUACCUGACCUGCUGCCUGUAUCUGCAGGAAAUGCUGCAGUACAAACGACAGAACCACGGCAAGUUCUGUGUGAUGAUGUGCAGUGGCUGUUUUGUAUUAGCCGUGGUUGGGCAUUACGUACCAGGAAUCAUGAUCUCCUAUAUUAUAGUCCUGAGCGUCCUGUUGUGGCCACUGGUGGUGUACCAUGAACUGAUCCAGAGGAUGUACACCGGCCUGGAACCGAUCCUGAUGAAACUGGACUACAGCAUGAAGGGCGAUACGGAGCCCCGCAAACACGACAAGAGGAAGGUAAAGAAGGAGGUGGAGGAGGGGGACGAGCCUAGAGCUGAAACGGAGAGUGAGAGUGAGGAAGAACUGUCCUGUUUUGCUCCAACGGUGGAUGUGAAAACUACGGCUCUGGCUAUGGCCAUCACAGACUCUGAGCUAUCGGAUGAAGAGGCGUCCAUCUUGGAGAGCGGAGGCUUCUCAGUGUCCAGAGCCACGACGCCACAACUCACCGAUGUGUCUGAAGAUUUGGACCAGCAGAGUUUACACAGUGACCCAGAGGAGUCCUACCUGCGGGAUCUCCCAGAAUUCCCCUCGGUGGAGGAGUUCCCCUCCAUUGAACACAAUCUGCUUCACUUCCCUCUGCGAGGCCAAGCCCUGGGAGAGGGAACCCAGACUGACGGUCAGUCUGAGGGGGAACCGUUGAGCCCUGCCAGCCUCCUUAUCCAGCACCUAGCAUCCCCCCUCCAUUUUGUGAACACACAUUUCAACGGACAUGGGCGACCACCAGUGGGAGAAGAGGGCGUGUUGCCUGCUCCAGGCACAGCAGACGAAGGAGAGAAGAAGGAGCCUGCAGUCACCCAGGGUGCACAGCGUUCCUUGGAGGCCCUGAGCGAGGAGAUAGUGAGCACUGCCAUCUCCACUGUCGUGCAGAACACUCUGUCAGCCCUGCUCCGUUCCAGUGAGGCCAGUGAAGAGCCCUCUCUGGUUGAGUUCCUUCCCAGCGAAACCCCUCCGGGCGCUUUGGAUACCCCCACGCAACCCACCAGCACCACUGCUAACACUACAAUUACCACAGUAGGGGCGCUCAGUCCUGACGAGGAACCGGAUGAGGCGAUCACGACGGAAAGCGGUGCUGGCGAGGAGUUCCCUGAUGACACACUAGUUCCGACUGAGGAAGAGGACUUUGAGCUUUUGGACCAAAGCGAACUGGAUGAAGGGCUGGACAUCAGCCCUGAAGGACAGGUGGUGGGUGAAACUCCAGACACACCUCCGUCUCCUCAGCAUCAACCACAAUCAUAGCUGCCCUGCUGCCUCCCCCCAAUGUUUUGCUUUUAUUUGUAUGUUAAAACUACAUUAUUAUCAUACAUACGGCUAUAUAAAGGUCUGGAGUUAAAGAGUGUUGGUUGGUGAUUGUGUGGCAGAUGGUUGGGAUCCUCUGUGCGUUCUGCUUUUAUAGCCUCACAUCAGAAGAGUCUGUUAGGUCUUGAAGUCCAUGACUGUGAUUAGCUUCUAUCAGGUGGCAUUCAUAACAACACAGCUUUACUGUACUGUUAAAUGUACCAUUUGAAUAGUGCAUUAAAUGUAAAGGUUUUUGUGUUAUACUGAUUGCUGUCCUGAUAGGAGCAUUUUCAGUGAGAGUGUUCUGGAGGGAUGACUUGUUUAAUUUCAGUCUCUUCAUACAACAGUGAUGCCUUUUGUUUUGUACCGAGGCUCAAAGUUUCCACCUUUGUUUCCAUUCAGAAGCAGAUGUCUAUAUAGGUGGCGUUAAGAAGAGUUGAAAUGUUGGAUUAUAUAACUGUUAAUACGUGCUAUAAAUUAUUUAAUUUAAUGGUCAGUUGGUGAAACUUUAUAACUAAGCAGAGGGGGGAGUUUAAAAGUAUAUUUUAGCCCUUUAUUACCCCAUAAAGAUUGUAUGUAAAUGUUUUAAUGACGACACCGGGUUUAAAUUGUAGUUGCACAUUCCCACAGUUAGAUGAGUAAAACCACAUUGAUCCCCGUCUUCACCUCGGAGGUUGCAGUUUAGAAAUUCCUGUUCAGUCAUUGUUGGUUUUUUCACUCGUUGCCUGAAAACGUAUUCUUUGACGUUAUUGGAUGUUGACAGCUAGCAGACCUUUACCCAUACACGAGUGACUUUAAUGUGGCAAGAUAAGAUAAAUGUUCCCGAAUGUCCCCCUCUGUGAUGGACGCCUCAUUUUUAUUGACGUAGAAUUUAAUUUCAUACAUUCACAUGUUAUUGAAUUUAUUAUUUAUCUAAAGACUUGUUAGUUAUGCCCUUGUACUAUUUGUACAGUGAUGACUGGGAAUAUGUAUAUUUACCAAAUAAUCUCCUCUGUGCCAUGACAAGUUCAUGCAUGCCAUGCAUCACGCAUGUAUUUACCAUCAAUAUUUGAGGUUGAUUUUCAAGAGUUUUACUAGAGCAGAUAUUUUUCUGUUCUUGUAGGGAAUAAUACUGUCAUUGUGCAUCAUAUAUCUGGGCCAAUGUUGGGGAUCUGUGUUAAAAAAUAAUAAGAAUCUACAAGAAAUUUAGCACCUUGCUUGACUCUUGUAAACCACUCAGCAUCCAAGUCUCAGGGUUGGGUUGUACAAAGUGAACCUAACAUUGCAGAAAAUGUGUCAGUCCCCCCCCCCCCCCCCCCCCCCCAACUCGUCGUAGUGCACUGUAUUUGUACUAACCUCCUUCUUUUUCAGUCAUUGCCUCCUUGUCUAUAGUGUAGAAAUGCAAAAAGUGUAUAUUCUGCAUGUAAAAACAGCAACUGUUCAAGUUCUCCUUGUCAGCUGACAAAGUACUGCACAAUUUGUGAAGGAAAAAAAAAAAAAAUCAGUUUGAAUGUUUCAGGUUUAAAGAGCGCAUUAAAUUCAGCUUGUUUAAUAUUUCAUUACCAAUGAGGGGAGUACAAGUUUUGAUGUGUCCUCACUUUUAAAAGGCUACCCAUCUGUAAAUGGAAGUGGAUGGUUGCAGUGAUAACAUCAGAUUUAGAGAAUAUUAACUGACUAGUUUGUGUACUAUAGUACUGUUUUAUGUUUAAAAAUCCUGCUUAAACCAUAAAAAAGUCACUUACUGAACUGUAAAAAUUUAAAAGAAUAUAUUUUCUAAUUUCUCCUUUUUCCAUAAAGUACUCAGUUUGAUCUUUUAUGUCUAAAAAUAUAACCCCUCUGGACGUGUUUCACAAAGCGGAACAGGUUUAAUGUCAUUAGACUGUGAUAUAAAACUGCAACUCCACAUGUGAAAAUAAAAGAACAAACUGAAACAAA